Cuscuta campestris is the source of this 2475-nucleotide messenger RNA. Lineage: Eukaryota; Viridiplantae; Streptophyta; Magnoliopsida; Solanales; Convolvulaceae. The record is from the annotation of a GenBank genome assembly.
AGUGCCAUGCGGUCCGCUUCCCAGGUUUUGAUUGCAAUCCAAACCCCCCCGCACCGCAGUGUCUAAAAUAGAAAACCCCACACUUUAUAUUUCAUCUUCUCUUGCCCAAAAACAAACCCUAGCUCAACCCCUCCUUCCACCGGCGGUUUUCCAACCACCCUUCCAGUCUCAUUUCCAGCCGCUUGAAUUUGUGCAAGGAUGUCGGAUGACGAGAGAGAGGAGAAGAAGGAGUUGGAUCUCACUAGUUCCGAGGUCGUCACCAAGUACAAGAGCGCCGCCGAAAUCGUAAACAAGGCCUUGCAACUAGUCUUGUUGGAUUGCAAGCCGAAAGCCAGGAUUGUUGAUUUGUGUGAAAAGGGAGAUGCCUUCAUUAGAGAGCAAACUGGAAACAUGUAUAAGAAUGUGAAGAAGAAGAUUGAAAGGGGUGUUGCUUUUCCGACGUGCAUUUCGGUGAAUAAUACUGUUUGCCAUUACUCUCCUUUGUCCUCUGAUGAGAAAGUGUUGGAAGAUGGUGAUAUGUUGAAAAUCGAUAUGGGGUGUCACAUAGAUGGUUUUAUAGCAGUGCUCGCGCACACACAUGUGCUUCAGGAAGGACCAGUUACUGGAAAAGCUGCUGAUGUUAUUGCUGCAGCAAAUACUGCUGCUGAAGUUGCUUUGAGGCUUGUGCGACCUGGAAAGAAGAACUCUGAUGUAACAGAAGCCAUUCAGAAGGUUGCUGCAGCCUAUGAUUGCAAGAUUGUUGAGGGUGUUUUGAGUCAUCAAAUGAAACAAUUCGUUAUUGAUGCAAACAAAGUUGUGCUGAGUGUAUCCAACCCUGAAACUAGAGUUGAUGAUGCAGAAUUUGAAGAAAAUGAGGUUUAUUCUAUUGAUAUUGUGACAAGCACGGGUGAAGGAAAGCCAAAGCUGAUAGAUGAGAAGCAAACAACUAUAUAUAAGAGGGCUGUUGAUAAAACCUAUAGCUUGAAGAUGAAAGCCUCAAGAUUCAUCUUUAGUGAAAUCAAUCAGAAGUUCCCAAUCAUGCCCUUCAAUGCCAGGGAUUUGGAAGAAAAGAGGGCCCGUUUAGGACUGCUAGAAUGUGUUAACCAUGAUCUUUUACAGCCAUAUCCUGUUCUACAUGAAAAACCUGGUGAUUUGGUUGCACACAUAAAGUUCACGGUUCUGUUAAUGCCCAAUGGAUCUGAUAGGAUCACGUCACAUCCUCUCCAGGAGCUGAUCACAACAAAGGAAAUUGACAAUGAACCUGAGAUAAAGGCAUGGCUAGCCCUUCCUAUUAAGACCAAGAAGAAAGGCGGGGGAAAGAAAAAGAAAGGUAUGAAAGAAGAAAAGACCGAAGAGCCAUCUCAAACCGACCCGAUUGAGGAAGAUGCAAAUUGAGGCUGUUCUUAGUGAAAUGUUUCUUCCUAUGAGUUAACUUGUUUCGAAUUCUCUCCUCCAACGAUACACCAUGACAUGUUGAGCUGAUUUGUGCUUCUUUCUUGCCAUUGUGCAUGUUUUCGUCCAACAUUAGUUAUAAAAGGCAACGAAUGCUUAAUCCGCGUGUUUGUUCAAUGCAAUGUUUUUAUCUGCGUGUUUGUUCAAUGCAAUGUUUUUCAAGUUUUGCAGACAUCAUUUUGAGCUUAGUACUUUAUUUUAUGAUUCAAUGAUGAAAGUAAAAUUGUAUUCUUGAUGUUUAUUCAAAAAGGAAAUAUAAUAUCAAAACACAAUUCCUUCCUUCAACAUGAACAUGAAGAAAUUUUGGGAGAAUUCAAAAGGACAACCACUUCUUUUGAAAGUAAUUGUGUUUUUUUUGUUUAGAAAGCAAAUAAACAAUAUCAACCUCAUAACUCUUUCCUUAAAAAGAAAAAAUGAGAAGAAAAUUAUGGGACAUAGAGAGUACUUUUUACAAUGUGGACUGACACAAGUAUCUGCAAGAGCGUAAUGUUAUACUCCCUCCGUCCAAAAAAGAACUUCCCGGUUUGACCGGCACGCAUAUUAAUGUGUGAUAAAAUUUGCUUUGACUUUCCUAUUUUACCCCUGCAACCUUCCAUCUUUCAAUCUACUGGUACCGAAUCUCUGAUUGCCAACACCCCCGCCGGCGAUUCUCUACCACCGCCAGCGAUUCUCUACCACCGCCGGCGAUUCUUUACAGCCGCUGCCGCCGACUCUCUGGAACCAUCGGAUGACUUCGGUGGUUCUUCUUGCCGCCAUCCCUUCCGUAACCCCCUCCCUCGUAGAUCUAAUCUCUUCCAUCCGAGGUUUUGACGGCUUGGGGCAAGGCUAGGAGUAACAAAAGCUUUAUAGAUCUAUGAAAUUGAUGGAGAUUACGUCGAAAAAGGAACAGAUCUGACCAUGGUUCAUCUUGCCCGCCUCUCUCUGGUUCACGUAUGUACCAUGGGAUUUCAUAGAUCUGCUCUUUGAUCUCUGGUUCUUCUUGCCCGCCUCUCUCUGCUCGCUGCUCCCAAUUAUUGGGUGACGGAACAAAGAUCAAAACAUGGA